Messenger RNA from Aspergillus bombycis, 417 nucleotides. Its product is annotated as cornichon family protein. Lineage: Eukaryota; Fungi; Ascomycota; Eurotiomycetes; Eurotiales; Aspergillaceae. Gene Ontology annotation, cellular component: COPII-coated ER to Golgi transport vesicle; endoplasmic reticulum membrane. The transcript is spliced from 4 exons. The record is from RefSeq and is a predicted model, not a curated record. Gene Ontology annotation, biological process: endoplasmic reticulum to Golgi vesicle-mediated transport. Bases 1 to 417 code for a protein of 138 amino acids.
AUGUCCGGCGAAGCGUGGCUCUACCUGUUGGCGGUGUUGAUCAACGCCGUCAACCUGUUUCUGCAGGUGUUCUUCACGAUUAUGUAUAGCGAUCUGGAAUGUGACUACAUCAACCCUAUUGACCUCUGCAACCGUCUCAACGCCUACAUCAUCCCCGAAGCUGCCGUCCAUGCCUUCCUUACUUUCUUGUUUGUAAUCAAUGGCUAUUGGCUUGCGAUCUUGUUGAACCUGCCUCUGUUGGCGUUCAAUGCCAAGAAGAUUUACGAUAAUGCGCACCUGUUGGAUGCGACCGAGAUCUUCCGCAAGCUCAACGUACACAAGAAGGAAUCUUUCAUCAAACUGGGUUUCCACCUUUUGAUGUUUUUCUUCUACUUGUACAGCAUGAUCGUUGCCUUGAUCCGCGACGAAUCUCAUUGA